Molecule: messenger RNA, 1497 nt
Organism: Amaranthus tricolor (Joseph's coat)
Lineage: Eukaryota; Viridiplantae; Streptophyta; Magnoliopsida; Caryophyllales; Amaranthaceae
Product: putative methylesterase 11, chloroplastic
Exons: 5
Coding region: 145-1353 (402 amino acids)
Molecular function (GO): methyl indole-3-acetate esterase activity; methyl jasmonate esterase activity
Source: RefSeq, a predicted model, not a curated record
UUCCUCCCUCCCUCCCUCCCUCCCUUUUUGUAGAGUAUAAAAUCCACCUAAACAUUCCCAAUUUCCCUCUACCAAAUCAAGCCUACCUUUCCUUUAUUCAUCAUUCUUCAUAAUAUCCAAAAAAAGACCCAAAAUCAAAAUCAAAUGGGAAAUCUCUGUACAUGUUUAUCAUACCAUGAUAUCAACAACAAACAACAAACUAAUCCAAAACGAUUAUACUGUCGAUCCAGUUCAGCACCCGCAAGCGGAAUCAGUAAUCGCUGGUCGAGAAUUCGAUCAUCAAGGAGAGAUAGUUUCAAGUUUGAAGAUCCUGUUCUUCAUCAACAAGCAAUUGCUGCUGCUGCCAUUAUAAUUCAACAACAUCAACAAAAUGGGUCUGGGUCUGGGUCUGGGUCUGGGUCUGGGGUUGGGUCUUUGGGUUUUGAUCGAUCUACUUCUCUAAGAUACCCUCUAUCAAAUGGGGUUUCUAAGAGUAAAAAUGGGGUUAAUACUUUGCCGAGAAGUUCUAGUUCUAGGGCUCGUUCUCUUACUGAUCCUCUGUUAAAACCUCAUCAAUUGGUUACCCAGGAUGGAGCUCUUGAUGGUCUAGAAACUAGACAUUUUGUGCUUGUUCAUGGAGGUGGUUUUGGUGCUUGGUGUUGGUAUAAGUCCAUUGCACUACUAGAAGAGAGUGGAUAUAAGGUUACUGCUAUUGAUUUAAUGGGUUCUGGAAUUCAUUCAUCUGAUACCAAUGCUGUUACUAGUCUCUCCCAAUACGUUAACCCACUUGUCGACUUCCUCGACAAACUUGCUGACGGAGAAAAGGUAAUUCUGGUAGGCCAUGAUUUUGGUGGUGCAUGCAUAUCAUAUGCCAUGGAAUUGUUUCCAUCUAAAGUUUCUAAAGCUAUUUUCAUUGCUGCAACAAUGCUAACUGAUGGACAAAGUGCUCUUGAGAUCUUCUCACAGCAGGUAGAUUGCAAGGAUCUAAUGCAGCAAGCUCAAAUAUUUGUUUAUGCUAAUGGGAAUAAUAAUCCCCCAACCGCUAUCGAUCUUAACAAGUCGUUGCUUAAGGAGUUGUUGUUUAACCAAAGCCCGACAAAGGAUGUCGCACUAGCAUCUGUGUCGAUGAGGGCGAUACCAUUUGCACCUGUUUUAGAGAAACUCUGUCUCUCAGACGACAAAUACGGGUCUGUGCGACGUUUUUACAUCGAAACUACAGAAGAUAAUGCAAUACCCAUCUCUUCACAAGAACAAAUGAGCAAGGCAGCUCCUCCGCAACAGAUUUUCCGUCUCAGAGGCGCAGAUCAUUCGCCUUUCUUUUCGAAACCGCAAGCAUUGCACAGAUACUUUGUUGAGAUCUCAAAGAUACCUUAAAUUUGUAACUCCUUGCAUUAAAGUAGUAUGCCUAUAAUGAGAUUUACAUGGUAUCAUCACAAGAAGAGUAUGAUUAUAAGUGGUGUUCAAAUUUGUAUAGGAAGCUAUUUUUGGAGCAUUUUUUUGCAGCUCCGUUUCUCUGCA